Platichthys flesus (European flounder) is the source of this 2619-nucleotide messenger RNA. Its product is annotated as dynein regulatory complex subunit 4-like. Lineage: Eukaryota; Metazoa; Chordata; Actinopteri; Pleuronectiformes; Pleuronectidae. The transcript has 11 exons. Gene Ontology annotation, cellular component: motile cilium; microtubule; Golgi apparatus. Gene Ontology annotation, molecular function: microtubule binding; small GTPase binding. The coding region runs from base 412 to 1830 and encodes 472 amino acids. The record is from RefSeq and is a predicted model, not a curated record. Gene Ontology annotation, biological process: flagellated sperm motility.
UCUGUAAACUUCACAAACUGCAGAAGACAGAAUAUAUGACAGGAAGCUCUACAGACGCACACGGUUGCGGGGCCAGGACCCGGGUCAGGGACCAGGGAGCCAGAGGGCCACUGAAGACUCCACUUCCGGUCCUGUGGUAACUCGGCCUCUCAAUCCCUCACCAGUUCAUCCUUAUGAAGGAUCAUUAUAAUAAUGAUCUUUAUAAUGAUCAUCAUAAUUGUGGUGCCAUGGGCCCCACGUGCAGCGCGAGCUGUGGGAGUGACAGCCCCUGGAUACGCUCGAUCCAUGUUGCUAUGACAACAGACACCAACAACUGUUUCCACGGCGACACGUUGACUCGAGACAGAAGCGGACUUCAAACAAGUGGGACUGUUUCCGCCUUUCCGCUUGUUGUCUGUGCUGAGCGACACCAUGCCUCCCAAAAACAAAGGCUCGGCUAAAAAGCCCGCAAAGCCCCGGACGCCCACUCUGAUCGAUGGCCUCACCAAGGAGGAGCUGUCCAAGGAGCAGAUGGAAGAGCACAUUGUGGGCCUUCGAGAGGAGCUGGAUCGAGAGAGGGAGGAGCGGAACUACUUUCAGCUGGAGAGGGACACGAUUCAAAACUUCUCGGAGAACACAAAGAGAGCGCUGCAGGAGAUGAAGGCUGAAAUGAACAACCUAGAGAAGGACAUUGAAGAGGAUGAGAGGUGCCACCAAGUAGAGAUCAAGGUGUUCAACCAGAAGAUGAAGCACCUCCUUUGUGAGCACCAGAACACGAUCUCUGAGUUGAGAGCAAAUGCUUUGGUCUCGACUGAAAUGCAGCAGAAGGAACAAGACAAAUUAGAGUUUGAGCUUCAUAAGAGAAUGAAGGACAUCAAGGUCCAGAUGGAGGAGAUUAACGAUGAAAACCUUGUCAAGGAGCUUGAACUGAAACAUGCCCAAGAACUGACUGAAGUGAAGGACAAAUUGGAGAAGCAACUCAGAGAAACUGAAGCUGUGUAUGAGGGAAAGACGACGUUUCUGCUUCAAGAGCUGGACAACAUGAGGAAAAAUGGGAUCAGUGAGAAAGAGGAUCACUGGAACAGCCACAUCGAUGUUCUCGUAUCCGACCACAACAAAGCUCUCCUGGAAGCUAGUGAGCUGGUUAAAGACUUACAACAGGCUCUGGAGGGGAGUGAUUCGUUCAAGACACAAAUUAAAGAAAUGAAGACGAAACAGAAGCAGGAGGAAAAGGACCUGAUCCUUGUUUUGCGCGAUAACAAACGUCUUGCUGAGCAGCUCUCGAAAGCUGAAGAGGAAAUCGCUGAAAAGAAGAAAAAAAUGAAACACAGUGCAAUGAAAAAGGAGGACACCAAAGAAAAGAGCGUAGAAAAGAAGAUGAAUGAUCUGAAACAGGAAUAUGAGACACUGAAAGAGACAUUCAACAAGCUUCAGCUUGAGAGGGACGAGCUGUACAAGACGCACUCUCAGUCUGUUCAGAAGGCGCAGCACAAAGCCGAUCUGAAGAACAUGCAGCUGGAGACGAAGCUGAAAGCUCUCACAGACAAUCUGGAGAAGACAAACGCUCAGCUCCACUCUGUGCUCACUUCCUCUAACAUGGACCAAACAGGCCUUCGUGAGGUCAUAAACAACAUUCAGGAAAACCUUGACGCCGACAAUAAUACCAUCAAGAUCUUGAAGUAUAAAAAACAUCAGAUUUCCAAGGCACGUGAGGAUUUGCUGCUGUACUACAAGGCCAAGCUAAGAGCUCUCGGUGUCCCAGUGGAGGAGCUUCACGCUGAGCCCUUUGAGAGCAGUCGUGCUGGAAAAAUUCGAGGACAGGUCUUAGAUAUUGGCUUUGCCCAGAAGUGAGAAAACAUUUUAGAUAAAAAAAACACCAUCAGCAAAGCUCCGAUGUAUCAUGAAGGGACGGUUUUCUUAAAGUAAAGCUGCUCAAAUUGAAAAAACUUAUUUACAUUUUUCAAGAAAAGGUAAUUGUAGCUUUAAUAAGCAACAUGUUGUUGUUUUAAACUAUAAUAAAUGAUUUACACAUUUAAAUGUGUAUUGAGCUGGUCACCUCACAGCAAGUGUGCGUGUUCUUCAAGUGCCUGCGUGAACCACCUCCGGCUGCUCUGCCAGUCUCCAAGACUUUAUCCAAACUUUAUGUAGUGUGGCUUUCUUGAAGAACAUUGUACUUUCUUGAUUCUUUUUGUUCUGGGUUUUUUACCCUCACGGUUGAAUGAACUUAUUCUAGGUCGCUUUGGAUAGAAGCGUCAACUAAAUGAAAUGUAAUGGAAUCAGGUUAAUUGUCAGUAUAAUGGUUGAUUGGGUGUAGAUCCUGGGGGCAGGUGAAGUCGAGUCUGUUGAUACUUAACUUGACCCUAACUCCAGUCGGGGAGCUCUACUUACUUCUGAGCCUUGAACUAUGGUGUCUUGUAACAAUACUUGAUUUUUGCCACGCAAUGACAUUUUAUUUCUAUUGUAUAAAGUCAUUAAUGUCUUAAAUCAGUGAUUUAGCAAACUAAAGAAAAAUUAAGUUUUCUACCCUCUAUUCGUACCUGCAACAAAGUCUCUAUUAAGCACAAUGGGACUUUCUGUCUAAACAUGUGUGAUGUAUUUGCCUUAUUGAUAUUGAUGAAUAAAAAAAUGACAAAUUACAAU